Messenger RNA from Erythranthe guttata (spotted monkey flower), 5143 nucleotides. The record is from RefSeq and is a predicted model, not a curated record. Lineage: Eukaryota; Viridiplantae; Streptophyta; Magnoliopsida; Lamiales; Phrymaceae.
AUCUCUCUAUCUUUCUCUCUCUCUACGUUUCCUAUCGAUGCGGUUUUGUCAAAUUCGCGUACUAUUUUCUGAACUAUUUGCAGAACAAUAGACGCUUUCACUUUCAAUUGUUAUUGUGAUUUUUGAUUUAUCUGGAUGCGGAUGUGGCAGAUCUUGCUUUGAAUGUUGGAAUUUUCUGCUGUUAGUUUAGAUCUGCGUGCUUCAGAGUUUUUGCCUUUUUAUAUCCAUGCGCGGAUUUUUCGUGGAUGGAAAUGUAGUUAGGCACUAUGGGAAAUACUUGGUCGGGCUGGAAGGCCUUCUCCAUGCAUAUUAUACACAUAAGUUGAUCAGCGUAGUAGCAAGGUUAUUAUGAGUUCGCUAAAUCAGCUCAACGAAGUCAAUGGGUUGGUUGACCGGGCUAACUGUUUGGUCAAGCCCCCUGGUGGAGCCUUGGCAUGCAUGGUGAAUUCAGAAAUAGGCGCAGUUUUGGCUGUAAUGAGGAGAAAUGUGAGAUGGGGAGUUCAGUAUGCUUCCGAUGAUGAGCAGAUUGAGCAUUCUCUAAUAAUGUCCUUCAAGGAACUCCGAAAGAAUAUAUUUUCAUGGCAAAACCAUUGGCAUACCAUUGAUCCAGUUUUGUACCUCCAGCCGUUUUUGGAUAUCAUUAAAUCUGAUGAAACUGGUGCACCAAUCACCGGCGUUGCUUUGUCGUCUGUUUACAAAAUCUUAAAUCUACAGAUUCUUGAUUCCGAGACUGUGAAUGUAGAUAAUGCUUUACACCUUAUUGUCGAUGCUGUGACAAGCUGCCGUUUCGAGGUGACUGAUCCUGCAUCUGAAGAAGUUGUACUGAUGAAGAUUCUUCAAGUUCUCUUGGCAUGCAUGAAAAAUAAAGCAUCAAUUAGUUUGAACAACCAUCAUGUAUGUAGCAUAGUGAACACUUGCUUUCGUAUAGUUCAUCAGGCCAGCUCUAAAAGUGAACUGCUGCAAAGGAUAUCUCGUCACACAAUGCAUGAACUUGUCAGGUGUAUUUUUUCGCACCUUCCUGAUUUGGAUGAUAAAAGUCAUGAGUUGGCUCAUGGAAGCAAGUCUUCUCCUAACACAGAGGAUAAUGUGGCAGAACCAAGUCACACUCUACAGGAUAAGCAAUAUGCCGAUGGUUACACAUCUGUAGAAUCUGACAGUAAAAAAGAUGAUAGCACUCAUGUGAAAGAUGGCACCUCUAGUGCUGAUUCUUCAAUGAUGGAUCCUUAUGGUGUUCCGUGUAUGGUGGAAAUAUUCCAUUUCUUGUGCUCUCUUCUAAAUGUUAUGGAAAACAUAGAAGUAGGCCCCAGAUCUAAUCCAAUAGCAUACCAUGAAGAUGUUCCUCUAUUUGCUCUGGGUUUGAUUAAUUCUGCAAUAGAGUUAGGCGGGGCGUCUUUCGGAAAUCAUCCUAAAUUAUUAGCUCUGAUACAAGAUGAAUUGUUUUACAACCUGAUGCAGUUUGGUUUGUCUAUGAGUCCACUAAUUCUUUCGACAGUAUGUAGCAUAGUUCUCAAUCUUUAUCACCAUCUCCGUACUAAAUUAAAACUACAGCUCGAAGCUUUUAUUUCUACCGUGUUGUUGAGGAUUGCAGAGAGUAAGCAUGGGGCUUCUUACCAACAGCAGGAGGUUGCUAUGGAAGCUCUUAUUGACUUCUGCAGGCAGCCAAUGUUUGUCACCGAGUUGUACGCCAAUUAUGAUUGUGAUAUAUCCUGCAGCAAUGUGUUUGAAGGCCUUGCCAACCUGUUAUCGAGGAGUGCUUUUCCAGUAAACAGCCCUUUAUCUGCAAUGAACACACUUGCUUUGGACGGUCUGAUUGUUUUGCUUCAUGGUAUGGCUGAAAGAGUAGGCCACGAUUCAUCGGGUCCAGGAGAAGCCUCCCUAGAACUUCAAGAAUUUAAGCCAUUUUGGACCCUGAGAUGUCAUGAUUAUGACGAACCCCUUCACUGGGUUCCUUUUGUUCAUAAUAUGAAGAACUUAAAGAGAAUGUUGAUGACUGGUGUUGAUCACUUUAACAGGGAUCCCAAGAAGGGUCUAGAAUUUCUUCAAGGAUUACAUCUUUUGCCUGACAAACUAGAUCCAAGAAGUGUAGCAUGCGUCUUUAGGUAUACAAUGGGAUUGGAUAAAAAUCUUAUUGGGGAUUUUCUUGGAGGUCAUGAUGAAUUUUCAGUACUAGUGCUUCAUGAAUUUGCUAGGACUUUCGAUUUCCAGGACAUGAAUUUGGACACUGCUUUGCGGAUUUUCUUGGAAACUUUCAGAUUGCCCGGAGAGUCUCAGAAAAUACAGAGAGUGGUUGAAGCAUUUGCGGAGAGCUAUUUUGAGCAAUCCUCGGAUAUUUUGGUCAACAAAGAUGCUGCUCUCUUGCUGUCAUAUUCUUUAAUAUUGCUCAACACUGAUCAACACAACUCACAGGUCAAGAAGAAGAUGAGCGAAGAAGAUUUCAUUCGGAACAAUCGAAAUAUUAAUGGUGGAAACGAUCUUCCUCGAGAUUUCUUGUCUGAGCUUUAUCACUCCAUCUCUGAAAAUGAAAUCCGUAUGGUUCCAGAUCAAGGUGGUGCCUCUGGGAUUCUCACGAGAAGUCACUGGCUUGGUCUAACACACAAAGCAAAGCAGACAUCUCCAUACAUUGUCUCUGAUUCCGGUUCCCAUCUUGAUUACGACAUGUUUGCUAUUUUAUCCGGUCCUGCAAUUGCUGCAAUAUCUGUGGUUUUUGAUCACGCAGAGCAGGAUUAUGUUCUACAGUCGUGCAUUGAUGGAUAUUUGGCCAUAGCUAAACUCUCGGCUUCAUAUAAUUUCGGCGAAGUACUGGAUGAUUUGGUUGUAUCUCUUUGCAAAUUUACUACCCUGUUGCAUCCAUCUUUCAACGAAAGAUCAAUUCUCUACUUCGGGGAUGACAUAAAAGCUAAGAUGGCCACUAUAGCAGUUUUCACCAUUGCAAACCGCUACAGCGACCACAUUCGUUCAGGCUGGAGAAACAUACUGGACUGCAUCUUGAGUCUACAGAAGAUAGGCCUUCUUCCUGCUCGUCUUGCCAGUGAUGCUACCGACGAGCUGGAGCCUCCUUCUUCUGAUAAUGAUCAAGUGAAAACAUCCGCUGCACAUUCACCACCAUCUCAGGUGCCGCCAGCAACUCCGGCAAGGAAAUCAUCCGGCAUUAUGAGCCGCUUUAGCCUGCUUUUAUCUUACGAUUCAGAGGAACCUGCACCACAACCCUCAGAAGAACAGCUGGCAGCUCGUCAGCGCACUCUGCAAGCAAUACAAAACUGUCACAUCGAUACCAUUUUCGCCGAGAGCAAGUUUCUGCAAGCUGAUUCGUUAUUACAGCUUGUCCGUGCCCUUGUCAUGGCAGCAGGACGACCUCUCAAAGGGAAUAAUAACUCUCUGGAAGACGAAGAGACAGCUGUUUUCUGUCUGGAGUUGCUGAUAGCGAUCACUCUAAACAAUCGGGAUAGAAUCAUGCUUCUGUGGCAAAACGUUUACGAGUACAUUGCAAACGUUGUUCAAUCAACUGUAAUGCCAUCUACUCUUGUUGAGAAGGCUGUCUUUGGGCUCCUUCGUAUAUGCCAGAGGUUACUUCCUUACAAGGAAAACCUUACCGACGAGCUUCUCAAGUCUCUGCAGCUGGUAUUGAAGCUCGACGCUCGGGUGGCAGAUGCUUACUGUGAACAGAUCACACAGGAGGUGAUGCACCUUGUGAAAGGAAACGCAAUGCAGAUAAGAUCUCAUAUGGGUUGGAGGACAAUCAUAUCUUUACUCUCCAUCACAGCUCGCCAUCCGGAAGCUUCCGAAGCAGGGUUCGAGACUCUCUCUUACAUCAUGUCUGACGGGGCCCACCUGUCCCCCGCAAAUUAUGUGCUCUGUUCGAAUGCCGCCAGGCAGUUCGCAGAGUCCCGUGUGGGGAAUGUUGAACGAUCCGUCAGAUCCUUAGACCUGAUGUCUGGUUCGGUUAUUUGUCUGGUGACAUGGUUUUACCAGACUAAGGAAGCUGCGGGCGAGGAAGCUGCAAUAAAGAUGUCUGAGGAUAUACUCGAAAUGUGGAUGAGGCUUGUGCAGGCACUGAGAAAAGUUUGCACAGAUCACAGAGAAGAAGUCAGAAACCAUGCUAUUACUCUCUUACAGAGAUGCUUGACGGGUGUGGAUGGUAUUCGAAUACCAACUGAUCUGUGGCUGCAGUGUUUCGAUCUAGUGAUAUUCACUCUGCUCGAUGAACUACCAGAAAUGUCUAAUCAGCUUUCCCCAAAGGACUACCGCUUCAUCGAGGGCUCGAUGAUUUUGUCCAUCAAACUCAUGUCGAAAGUGUUUUUACAAUCCUUACGCGAUCUCUCCCGCUCGACUUCUUUCUGCCAAUUAUGGUUGAAAGUUCUUGGUUGUAUGGAAAGAUACAUGAACAUGAGAUUUAGAGGGAGAAGGAGUGAGAAGAUCCAUGAGUUAGUUCCGGAGCUUCUCAAGAAUACGUUGUUAGUGAUGAAGACAAGUGGGAUUCUUGUGCCGAGCGAUCCAGUUGGAGGAGAUAGCUUUUGGGAGUUAACUUGGUUGCACGUGCAAAAAAUAGCCCCGUCUGUGCAGUUGGAAGUUUUCCCAGGUGAAGAGCUGGAGAAGUUGCAAGAAAAUCGAGCUAAAAGUGGAUGUAGCCCUCUAUCCGAGGGGAAUGUACUUGUUCCACCAAACGAAACCACGGCUUAAGAAUAUAUACAUACAUAUAUAUAUGUAUCAAAGAUGAUGAAUUUAUGCAGGGGAGAAGCAUAUGCCCUAUUCUUCCACCUGCUGAGUGAUAUGGGCUUGUCUAACUUCUGGUCCGUGUUGAUAAAUCUGUACUGCAUCUUCUUAACCAGAAACGAUGGGGGAUUUCUCGAGGAGGGCUUUAAUUUGAUUGCUCGGUUGUUUAUGUUUCUGAGGAUGGAGAGUUGGAUUAUUUAUCUUUGAUUUUUUUUUUCCUUUCUUUUUUGCAGGACUGUAUUGCUAGAGCAUAAAACUAUAUUAUGUACCAUAACACAGCGUUAAGUAUACCGUUACAUUGAACUUCAAAGCUGAAAUAAGAUAGGUGGUUCGAUUUUACAGGCCGUUUUUUUUCCCAGGAUUCUUCUAUACUCAAUUUGUAAUUCAUUUCUAGUUUUUCUGCAAAUUUCAUUUAUGAGUUGAUUUUGGAGUG